AUAAACCCCAUCAGAACCGAAAACCGAAAACCGACAACCGAAAAACGCUAAAACGGAAAACACAAUACGAGGCAGCAACGAAAACUGGACCACAGCGAAAUGAGUUAACUUUCAUUUUGGGGGGAGGUCCAGUUUCGGGGCGAAACUUUUGUAAUAUAGCAAAACUCAACAUUUAACUGGGACUUUCUUGUCACGUUUGUAAAUGCCCAGUCCAGUCCGUAUUUUCGUACUUUCGUUUACGUUUAUUUAUGCGGAAUCGCCGCCGGAGUCUCGCCUCUGAUGAAUCCACGAAAAGUCGGAAAUAAUUCGAAACGAAGUUGAGGGGAUAAUGCGCGCCUCCCCCCCCAUCCCCUUCACACUCGCACUGACUAAGCCGAUAAGAUUUCCAGAUUUAUCAUCAUUGGCAGUGCAGACUGUCGGCAUGGAAUUAAGUAUUGUUGCAGUUGCCACUACCGUUUUCCCAUCUCCCCCAUUGCAAAUGCAACAAAAUGCUGGCCAUUUCUAUGGGGCGGAAGCAUGUGUCCAGUCUGUGUGUCCAUGGUGCUUCAGUGGCACCGAGUGGAAUUUACUAUGUCCGCCUGUGGCAGAAGCAGAAGCAGAAGCAGGAAACUUGUCCGGAACAUAUGGAGGAGCCCACUCUCACUCUCGAUCUCGGACACAUUUAUUUCCAGCUAUCGAACAGUGUAAACUUUGCUGCUCGACUUGGACCCGAUGGCCAUUGUCUUUGCUCCACUUUAACUGGCCGUAGGUACAGCAUUCAGCCGCUUUUAAUUGCCACAUGUGGCAGUAAUCGUGAUUGAUCACUUCGGAGUGGUGGCAGGUGCACUUCAUGGCAAAUCGGAACCAAUAAAUGGCUAAUAAUAAUAAAAUAAUAACGGAUAUGCAAUGUGUACGUGCUGGAAAUCAAUUAGCUGGGAUAAUUGUCUACAUUGGCGUGCAACAUUUAGGACAACCUCGUACGGCUUUGUGGGACAGAGUGUCAUAUAUGGGAAUUACUUUACUUAUAUGUAUAUACAUUGAGGUUCUAGAUAUAGUAGUUAUGUCUGAAGCUUGGACUGUUUUAGUUUUAGUUGGUGAAUUUUGGUUACCUC
Molecule: messenger RNA, 1091 nt
Organism: Drosophila pseudoobscura
Lineage: Eukaryota; Metazoa; Arthropoda; Insecta; Diptera; Drosophilidae
Exons: 2
Coding region: 489-800 (103 amino acids)
Source: RefSeq, a predicted model, not a curated record